CUUCCGUGCGCCCCGCACAGCGGGAGCCCAGCCCGAGCGGUGCAGAGCCCGCGGUGGGCCGGCAGCCGCGGCCCCUGGCCCAACCCGAGCGAGCACCGCCGCGCCCCAGCCCGGUCGGCAAGAUGUCGGUGAAGGAGGGUGCACAGCGCAAGUGGGCCACACUGAAGGAGAAGCUGGGGCCGCAGGACUCAGACCCCACGGAGGCCAACCUGGAGAGUGCGGAGCCCGAGCUGUGCAUCCGGCUGCUGCAGAUGCCCUCCGUGGUCAACUACUCGGGCCUGCGCAAGCGUCUGGAGAGCAGCGACGGUGGCUGGAUGGUGCAGUUCCUGGAGCAGAGCGGCCUGGACCUGCUGCUCGAGGCCCUGGCGCGCCUGUCUGGCCGCGGGGUGGCCCGCAUUGCCGACGCCCUGCUGCAGCUCACCUGCAUCAGCUGCGUGCGCGCCGUCAUGAACUCGCAGCAGGGCAUUGAGUACAUCCUGAGCAACCAGGCCUACGUGCACCAGCUCUCCCUGGCUCUGGACACGUCCAACGUGAUGGUCAAGAAGCAGGUGUUCGAGCUGCUGGCCGCCUUGUGCAUCUACUCCCCCGAGGGCCACAUGCUGACCCUGGAUGCCCUGGACCACUACAAGACGGUGUGCAACCAGCAGUACCGCUUCAGUGUCAUCAUGACUGAGCUCUCCGAUAGCGACAACGUGCCCUACGUCGUCACCCUGCUCAGUGUGAUCAACGCCAUCAUCCUGGGCCCCGAGGACCUCCGCACCCGCACCCAGCUGCGUGGGGAGUUCACUGGGUUGCAGCUGCUGGACACCCUGACACGGCUGCGGGACCUGGAGGAUGCCGACCUGCUGAUCCAGCUGGAGGCCUUCGACGAGGCCAAGGCUGAGGAUGAGGAGGAGCUCCUGCGCGUCUGCGGGGGCAUCAACAUGAACAGCCAUCAAGAGGUCUUUGCUUCUGUGUUCCACAAGGUGAGCUGCUCCCCAGCCUCUGCCCAGCUGCUGUCCAUGCUGCAGGGCCUCCUCUACCUGGAGCCCACCCUCCCCUCCAGCCAGCUGCUCUGGGAGGCUCUGGAGAACCUGGUGAACCGAGCCGUGCUCCUGGCCAGUGACGUCCAGGAAUGCACCCUAGAAGAGAUGGUGGAGCGGCUCCUGUCCGUCAAGGGGCGGCCACGCCCAAGCUCCCUGAACAAGGCCCACAAGAGCGUCCAGGCCGACCUAGGCCAGAGUCAGAAGGGCAGCGUGCCCCAAAACAGUGGUGCCCUGAAGGCGGGUGUGGAGGGCCGCCAGCCUGAGGCCGACCUCACCAGCCUGCACACUGUCGACAUCCAGGGCUCGAGCAGCAUGGUCGCCCCACAGCCGCGGGCACCCACCCCAGCCCCACCUGCACCCCCACUCCCCGGCUCCCCUGCAGGGCCUCCUCCCCCGCCCCUACCUCCCCCACUGCCAAGCCUGGGGGCCCUGGCCCCCCCACCCCCUCCCCCACUGCCAGGCCUGGGGGCCCCCCCACCCCCUCCCCCACUGCCAGGCCUGGGGGCCCCCCCACCCCCUCACCCACUGCCAGGCCUGGGGGCCCCCCCACCCCCUCCAGCACCCCUGCUGCCUGUCUCGGGUGGGGUCCUCCCUCCCCCACUCCCGGGCACGGGAUGCCCCCCUCCACCCCCACCCCUGCCGGAUCUGUCUGGCUCCUCUAGGGUGGGUGGUGAGGAGAUCAUUGUGGCCCACGUGAGCCACAGCCUGGACUCUGCCUGGGUCCCAAGCCACCGGCGAGUAAACCCUCCCACUCUGCGCAUGAAGAAGCUCAACUGGCAGAAGCUGCCGUCCAAGGUGGCACAAGAGCACAACUCCAUGUGGGCCUCGCUGAACAGCCUGAGUGCCGAGGUCGUGGAGCCCGACUUCCCCAGCAUCGAGCGGCUCUUCUGCUUCCCCCAGGCCAAGCCCAAGGAGCACGUGGCCGCCCCAGCCAGGAAGGAGCCCAAGGAGAUCACUUUUCUGGACUCCAAGAAGAGCCUGAACCUCAACAUCUUCCUGAAGCAGUUCAAAUGCUCCAACGAGGACGUCACUGCUAUGAUCCGGGCUGGGGACACCACCAAAUUCGACGUGGAGGUUCUCAAGCAGCUCCUCAAGCUCCUUCCUGAAAAGCACGAGAUCGAAAACCUGCGCUCCUUCACAGAGGAUCGGGCCAAGCUGGCCAACGCCGACCAGUUCUACCUCCUGCUGCUGGGCAUUCCCUGCUACCAGCUGCGGGUAGAGUGCUUGCUACUGUGUGAGGGCACGGCCGUCGUGUUGGACAUGGUGCAGCCCAAGGCCCGGCUGGUCCUCGCUGCCUGCAACAGCCUGCUCACCAGCCACCGGCUGCCCAUCUUCUGCCAGCUGAUCCUGAAAAUUGGAAACUUCCUUAACUACGGCAGCCACACGGGGGAUGCAGAUGGCUUCAAGAUCAGUACGCUGCUGAAGCUCACGGAAACCAAGUCCCAGCAGAGCCGCGUGACGCUGCUGCACCACGUGCUGGAGGAGGUGGAGAAAAGCCACCCAGACCUCCUGCAGCUGCCCCGGGACCUGGAGCAGCCCUCCCAGGCAGCGGGGAUCAACCUUGAGCUCAUCCGUUCCGAGUCCAGCACCAACCUGAAGAAGCUUCUGGAGAUAGAGCGGAAGGUGUCCUCCUCCAUCCCUGAGGUGCAGGAGCAGUACACGCAGCGCAUCCAGGCCAGCAUCGAGGCCUGCCAGGCGCUGGAUGAGGUGCUCCAGGCUGUCGAGCAGAAGAAGCUGGAGUUGGCUAGUUACCUGUGCGAGGAAGCUCAGCAGCUGUCCCUGGAGGACACGUUCAGCACCAUGAAGACCUUCCGGGACCUCUUCAUCCGCGCCCUGAAGGAGAACAAGGACCGGAAGGAGCAGGCCGCGAAGGCUGAGAGGAGGAAGCAGCAGCUGGCGGAGGAAGAGGCGCGGAGGCCGCGGGCGGAGGACGGGAAGCCUGUCAGGAGGGGAGUCGGGAAGCAGGAGGAAGUGUGUGUCAUCGAUGCCCUGCUGGCCGACAUCAGGAAGGGCUUCCAGCUGCGGAAGACGGCCCGUGGCCGAGGGGACGCGGAGUGGGGCAGCAAGGCGGCUGCCACGGACCCGCCGAGGGACAAGGCGCCUGCGGCCCCCAGAGUCCCCUCCGGAGGCACCGGCUGCCCCACCUCUGAGCCCCGGGGCUGGGACCUCUCAGAUGCCACUGCCCCGGGCCCACAGCCUCCUGCAGACCCAUCAGAGGAGGGCGGGCCUGGGCCCCUGGAGAGGCGUUCUUCUUGGUACACAGACGCCAGCGAUGUCCUGACCACCAAGGACCCCCAGAGCCCCCAGCCUUCUCAGGGCGCCUGGCCCGUGGUGCUGGGAGAUGCUCAGGCCCUGAAGCCUCUCAAGCUCUCUGGUGACAAGCCCCCCGGGGCCACAGGGUCGAGCCAAGAUGCUGAAGACCCCACAGCCCCUCAGGGCGUCUGCCUGGCUGAGGCCGACAGCACCGUGGAGGGGCCGCCGGACGCAGCUGCCCGCGGCCGCAGUGCCCAGCUCCCCGCCACAGGCCCUGGUGUGGCUGGGGAUGGGGACCAGGAGGGCACAGCCCCAGAUUCUGCACUGGACACGUCCUUGGACAAGUCCUUCUCUGAGGACACAGUCACGGACUCUUCAGGGUCCGGCACUCUCCCCAGGGCCCGGGGACACUCCUCAAAGAAGACGGGCAAGCGAAGGAAGAAGCGCCCCUCAAGGAGCCAGGAAGGCCUCAGCCUUAAGCCCAAAGCCAAGUGAGAGUGCCCGCGGCCGGCCCCCACACAGCAGUGGGCCCCUGGAUGUACUGCUGAGUGGGGCUCCUCCAGGGCCAGGCUGGAACUGGGCCCCUGAGAAACCAAAACUCUGUGCCUUACCCUCCAGGGAGGUGGGCCUCCCAGAGC
Messenger RNA from Zalophus californianus (California sea lion), 3916 nucleotides. It is a transcript of the gene INF2, whose product is annotated as inverted formin 2. Gene Ontology annotation, molecular function: actin binding; small GTPase binding. Gene Ontology annotation, biological process: actin cytoskeleton organization. The record is from RefSeq and is a predicted model, not a curated record. Lineage: Eukaryota; Metazoa; Chordata; Mammalia; Carnivora; Otariidae.